AUGAGCUAUGCUGCGAUUGUUAGAAAGCUAAGGCGAACGCCACAAUUGUGGAUUGUUCAACAUCAGUACCUGCUUCGUGCAGUGUCGAGAUCGGUUUCUAACUCAUCUUUCCACAUUGGUUCUGUCUCUUCAGCAUUUCGUCGAGCGGGUCUUGUGCAUCCUCAAAUGUUAAGCCAUGUACCACAUUUUAUCUUGUCCAAUCGAUUCUCCACCCAAAUCAUCUCCGAAACAUUUGUUAUCAACCAAGCCCUUGCUCCGCUGGAACAAGGUCUGAUUGAUUUAAUCAGACAGGUCUCUGAGUUAGAGUCGGAGGAGGCCGAUGCCAUAGCUUCUCUAGAGGAGUCAUCCUUUGAUCUUAAUCGUGAUUCUUUGUCCUCAUUAAUCUGGGAAUUAAGAGAUGAAUGGAGGCUUGCCUUUCUGGCAUUCAAAUGGGGCGAGAAACGCGGCUGCGAUGAUCAGAAAGCUUGUGAUUUGAUGAUCUGGGUGUUGGGUAAUCAUCAAAAGUUCAACAUUGCUUGGUGUUUGAUCCGUGAUAUGUUUCAUGUUUCAAGGGAUACUAGAAAGGCCAUGUUUCUCAUGAUGGACAGAUAUGCUGCUGCUAAUGAUACUAGCCAAGCUAUUCGUACAUUCCAUAUCAUGGAUAAGUUUAAGCACGUUCCUGAUGAAGAAGCAUUUCAAGGAUUGCUAUAUGCCUUGUGUAGACAUGGGCACAUUGAAAAAGCUGAAGAGUUCAUGCUUGCAAGCAAAAAGCUCUUUCCGGUUGAUGUUGAGGGAUUCAACAUAAUUCUUAAUGGUUGGUGUAACAUUUGGACUGAUGUGACUGAAGCGAAGAGGAUUUGGCGAGAGAUGGGGAAUUACUGUAUCACGCCCAACAAGGACUCUUACAGCCACAUGAUCUCUUGCUUCUCUAAAGUUGGGAACCUUUUCGAUUCUCUCAGGCUCUAUGAUGAAAUGAAGAAACGAGGGUUGGCCCCAGGGAUUGAAGUUUACAAUUCUUUGGUUUAUGUGUUGACCCGUGAGAAUUGCUUUGAUGAAGCUAUGAGGCUUAUGGAAAAGAUGAAGGAGGAAGGAUUAAAGCCAGAUUCAGUCACUUACAACUCGUUGAUACGUCCCCUUUGUGAGGCUGGAAAGCUGAAAGAAGCCAGGAAUGUAUUGGCGACCAUGAUAAGUGAGAACUUAAGUCUAACAGUUGAUACAUUUCAUGCAUUCCUUGAGGCUGUAAAUUUCGAUCAAACUUUAGAAGUCUUAGGCCAAAUGAAGAUUUCUUGUUUAAAGCCUAAAGAAGAUACUUUUCUCCUCAUUCUUGGAAAAUUGUUCAAGGAAAAGCAACCGGAGAAUGCUUUGAAGAUGUGGGCAGAAAUGGCUCGUUUUGAGAUAGUGGCUAAUCCUGCUCUUUACUUGGCUACGGUACAGGGCCUUUUGACAUGUGGGUGGCUUGAAAAGGCCAGAGUGAUAUAUUCAGAGAUGAAAUCAAAGGGGUUUUCAGGAAAUCCUAAGCUCCAGAAACUGCUUGAGGAGCAAAAGGUAAAGGGGGUCAGAAAAAGCAAGAGCAGAGAUCUUCAAAAAGUUGGCUAUCGGGGAGGCUAUAAGGGUCAACGAUCAAUAUAUAAAAAGGAAUCAGAUACGGGUAAGACUUGAAGAUUCUGAUCAAAGGAUCACUCAAGUAAUGACUAGAUUCUCAGACCUUAAGGUCUUCACUCUUCUGAACUGUGAUAUGUGCAAUCUGCACGAGACCAGAAGCUUUGUUCCUAGCCCAUCUGUUCCAUUUAGUUUACAUGCUUUCACUGCAUCCGCCGUGCAAUUUUCAAGGUAAUUUUUUCUUCCGUUGACCAGAUUGAUAAUCGUUACCUUUGCUUAUGCUGGAGGAGAAUAUCCAUGCAUCUGCAGUAUAUUAUCACUUGCAACCAUGCUGAUCUAGUAAAUUCUCUCCUGGUUACAUGAAAGACAUUAGAAACUAGUCUGGUUCUUUAUUGUUAUAUAUGCACACAAGGUUCCCAUGAUCGCUGCACGUUCAAGUACAAGAUAUUUGAGCUCAAUGUGUCAAUGAUAUGAACCAGACCGCGCAACAGGCAAAGGCUGAGCUCAAUGUGUUUCAAAGGCAAGAUCUUCAGAGCUCUAGUUGUCCAUUUUUUAUUUUUCUGUGUUCUUUUGUCCUUGGUUUUCGUUAUUAUUAAAUUCUUGUGUCAUGACUCAUGAGCCAUGAUGAUUGGUACGGCCUUGGAUUCUUUUGAGUGUUAGCAAUUUUCA
This is a messenger RNA of Eutrema salsugineum, 2247 nucleotides long. RefSeq names its product pentatricopeptide repeat-containing protein At1g80880, mitochondrial. Lineage: Eukaryota; Viridiplantae; Streptophyta; Magnoliopsida; Brassicales; Brassicaceae. The record is from RefSeq and is a predicted model, not a curated record. Gene Ontology annotation, molecular function: protein binding. The transcript is spliced from 2 exons. The coding region runs from base 1 to 1638 and encodes 545 amino acids.